CGUGGCAAUGAUAAUAAUAAUCAUAAUUAGUUUGAGUAUAUAUACGACAGAAAUUCAGUUAACAAAAAAACAUUACGAAUUAGAGAAGUUAAUGAAUCAUUUUUUUUUCUGUUUGACAUAAAAAAAAUUUUUAAAAUGUGGCUGAAAAACGUUUGGGUUUUUUUCUUCUUGGUUGCGAUCACCGAAAUAAAGGCAGUCAAUAUAAAAAUUCAAGGAUCAGUCUUAAUAAUCGAAAAUUGUAACUGGGCUGUCAAUAACACAUAUCAAUGCACAUCUCAAACUUAUGAUAUUUCUAACAAUCAUGGUGUACAUAUUUCCAACGAUAAAGUUUCUCUUAAUGGUGAAAAUAUCAUAAGUAAUAAUGGUUUCAGUAUUAAUUUAAAUAACAACGACAUCAUCGAGGAAGAAGAAUCAUGUCCAACUGAAACCAGCGGAACCAUCGCCAUUAAUAACGAGAAUAACAUAGUCAAAAAUUGUGUCUUCGAAAGCAUAACCGGUUCGCUGGAUAUUAAGAAUAGAAAUAAUAAUAAAAAUGACAUUACUAUCAAUCAUGAUAGCAAUGAAAUUAAACUUGAUAAUACAAAUAAUAAUAUUAAUAAAAUAAUAAUUAAUGGCAAUAGUGAAACAAUAGUUGUUAACAAUCGUAACAAUAAUAAUGUUCAAAUAAUAAUUUACGGUAAUAGUAAAUAUAUUCAAGUUAAUAAUCGUAAUAAUAAUGUUUGCACAAUUGAUAUUAAGGGCAACAAUGGCCAGAUUGAUAUUAACAAUCGUAAUAAUAACGUCAAUACAGUAACUGUUAAAGGAUCAAGAGGAAUUAUUAAUACAGUUAACAAGAACAGAUGGACUAAUGUUAACACUAUUUAUGCCGAUAAUUAUUAAAUUAAGUCAUUAAGAUAUUCGCUUAUAUGUGAACACAUGUAACAUAUAUGAUACCUUUUGAUUAAUGAGAUUUAAUAAUCAUGUCUGAAUACAUUUUUUUCCGGAAAAGUUACGAUUGAUGUCGGUAAUGAAAAUUAUGUACCACGAAUUUUGAAUGUAAUAAAUAUAAUGCACAAUAAAAAUUAUAAGAAAAUAA
This is a messenger RNA of Microplitis demolitor, 1075 nucleotides long. Its product is annotated as probable basic-leucine zipper transcription factor S. The transcript is spliced from 2 exons. The record is from RefSeq and is a predicted model, not a curated record. Bases 136 to 879 code for a protein of 247 amino acids. Lineage: Eukaryota; Metazoa; Arthropoda; Insecta; Hymenoptera; Braconidae.